AUGCCCCUACCCCGAAAGGUCCGCGAGGCGUUUGCGCGCGCUCGCCGCGCCCGGCCCUGCGUCAUGUUUUUUGACGAGCUCGACUCCCUGGCUCCCGCCCGCGGCGGCAGCGGCGACAGCGGCGGCGUGAUGGACCGCGUGGUGGCGCAGCUGCUGGCUGAGAUGGACGCCGCCCAGUCUGGCGGUGACGGUGACCUGUUCAUCAUCGGCGCCACCAACCGCCCCGACCUGCUGGACCCCGCACUGCUGCGCCCCGGCCGCCUGGACACGCUGCUGUACGUCGGCAUAUCAGAGGACGCGGCCUCCAAGAUCAAGGUGCUGCGGGCCCUCACGAGGAAGUUUGAUCUGUCCGACGACGUCGACAUGUCCGAGGUUGCGGCCGCCUGCCCCCCAACCCUCAGCGGCGCCGACCUGUACGCCCUCUGCGCCGACGCCUGGAUGUGCGCCCUCAAGCGCCGCAUCGCCGAGGAGGAGGACGCGGCAGCUGCCCGGCAGCCGCCGCCAGAGCAGCAGCCGCAGCAGCAGCAGCAGCAGCAGCAGCAGCAGCAGCAGCAGCAGCAGCAGCAGCCGGGUGCCGCGGCCGAGCGCAGAAACUCGGCAGGCGAGCCAGCGCCGGGCAUGGUGGUGUCUCAGGCGGACUUUUUUGAGGCGCUGGCGUCGCUGACGCCGUCGCUGUCGCGGGAGGAGCUGGGGCGCUACCUAGCCCUCAAGGCGCACUACGACAGCCAGCAGGGGUUUGGGGGCGGCGCCGCGGCGGGGCGCACCGAGGGCGGCGGCGGCGGCGGCGGUGCCAGCGGCAGCAGCAGCAGCGGCGGCACGGCUUUGCCUGCAGGCAGCGGCGCUGGCGGUCCCGUUGUCGCAACGGGUCUCAGCGGCGAUGGGGCCGGCACGGUUGUCGGCGCUAGCGGCAGCGGCAGCGGCGCACUUAAUGGCAAUGGUGUCGCAGGCAGUGGUGGGGGGAGUGGGACCGAACCUGCAGGCAGCAGCGGCUCUGGAGGGCCCAGCGAGGCCAGCGGCAGCGGUGCAUCCGGCACAAGCACGGCAGCCGGCAGCAACAGGGCGGGCCGCAGCGGCGGCGCAUGCAGUGGCAGCUACGCAGGCGGCAGCAGCGGCGCAGGCGGCAGCGGAGGCAGCGGAGGCAGCAGCACCGGCGUUGGCGGCUCUGCCAGCACAUUCCAGCCAAACGACAGCUGA
Molecule: messenger RNA, 1194 nt
Organism: Monoraphidium neglectum
Lineage: Eukaryota; Viridiplantae; Chlorophyta; Chlorophyceae; Sphaeropleales; Selenastraceae
Product: peroxisomal biogeneis factor 6
Exons: 3
Coding region: 1-1194 (397 amino acids)
Biological process (GO): protein import into peroxisome matrix
Cellular component (GO): cytosol; peroxisomal membrane
Molecular function (GO): ATP binding; ATP hydrolysis activity
Source: RefSeq, a predicted model, not a curated record